Messenger RNA from Penicillium verrucosum, 1794 nucleotides. RefSeq lists its product as uncharacterized. The record is from RefSeq and is a predicted model, not a curated record. Lineage: Eukaryota; Fungi; Ascomycota; Eurotiomycetes; Eurotiales; Aspergillaceae. The transcript has 7 exons. Bases 1 to 1794 code for a protein of 597 amino acids.
AUGGUAUCACAUCUUUCAACUGCCGGGGUCUCUCUGGCUGAAUUACCGAAAUCACAUGUUUUCACUUCUAAAUUGCCCUCCGAUCCGGCUUUUGAAACACCGGAAUCCUCGCAUAAGGCUCCAAGGGAAACUUUAGGGCCUCGCAUGGUCAAAGGAGCUUUGUUCACAUACAUUCGCCCAGAGCAGACCGAUGACCCAGAACUACUGGGAGUCAGUUUGAAAGCGAUGAAAGACUUGGGAUUGAAACCAAACGAGGAACAAACAUCACAAUUUAAGGCACUGGUCGCCGGGAAUGAAAUUUGGUGGAACGAGGAACAGGGUGGAAUCUACCCAUGGGCACAGUGUUAUGGAGGGUGGCAAUUCGGUUCAUGGGCCGGACAACUUGGAGACGGGCGUGCAAUCAGUCUCUUCGAAUGUGCCAACCCGGAGACAAAUACGCGGUAUGAGCUGCAACUGAAAGGAGCAGGCAAAACACCCUAUUCGCGUUUCGCAGAUGGCAAAGCUGUCCUCCGGUCAAGUAUCCGUGAAUAUGUGGUCUCAGAAGCACUCUCUGCCCUCGGUAUACCAACCACUCGGGCACUCUCACUCACGUUGGUUCCUAAUGCCAGGGUACUGCGAGAGCGUCUUGAGCCAGGAGCAAUCGUUGCCCGGUUUGCUGAGAGUUGGCUAAGAAUCGGCACCUUUGAUCUUCUUCGCGUUCGCGGAGAUCGCGAGCUGAUCAGAAAGCUUGCGACAUAUGUUGCAGAAGACGUCUUUGGUGGAUGGGAAUCCCUUCCCGAAAUUGUAUCGCUGCGGGACCAGCAGUCUUCCACGCAAAUCGAUAAUCCCCAAAAGGGACUGUAUCGAGAAAUCGCCCGCCGCAAUGCCACGACAGUGGCCGCGUGGCAGGCCUACGGCUUCAUGAAUGGCGUGCUGAAUACUGACAACACAUCCAUUUAUGGCUUGUCGCUAGACUACGGCCCGUUUGCGUUCAUGGACAACUUUGAUCCCCAGUACACCCCGAACCAUGACGACCACAUGCUGCGAUACGCCUAUCGCAACCAACCCAGCAUUAUCUGGUGGAAUCUUGUCCGGCUCGGGGAGUCACUAGGCGAGCUGAUCGGGGCUGGAAACCGGGUUGACGAUGAGAGCUUCGUCAACGAUGGGGUGACAGAGGAGUUUGAACCGGAACUCGUCAAGCGCGCGGAGAAGAUUAUUGAGCGUGUGGGCGAGGAGUUCAAAGCAGUAUUCCUAAACGAAUACAAGCGCUUGAUGGGCCAAAGGCUAGGACUGAAAACACAGGCCGAGUCAGACUUCCAAAAUCUUUUUUCAGAGAUGCUGGACACACUUGAAGCACUCGAACUGGACUUCAACCACUUCUUCCGCCGGCUUUCGGGGAUGCCACUGUCUAACCUAGAUACCGAAGAAGGCCGAAGGGAAGCGGCCUCGGUCUUCUUCCACGCUGAAGGUUUCGGUGGGAUUGGAUAUACCGAGGCUACAGCUAGAGAUCGCAUUGCGAAAUGGCUGGAUAGUUGGCGGCUUCGCGUCCUAGAGGACUGGGACCCCACAAACGACGAGGAAAGACAAAAGGCCAUGAAAUCGGUCAACCCGAAUUUUGUGCCUCGAGGGUGGAUUCUCGACGAGCUCAUCGAACGUGUGGAGCGCAAAGGAGACCGAGAUAUUCUUGGCCGGAUCAUGCAUAUGUCUCUGAACCCGUUCAACGAUGGAUGGGAUCUCCACAAAGAAGAGGAAGAGCGUUUCUGUGGGGAUGUCCCCAAGUACAAGAGGGCUAUGAUGUGCAGCUGCAGUUCGUAA